Penicillium malachiteum is the source of this 1611-nucleotide messenger RNA. Its product is annotated as fungal specific transcription factor domain-containing protein. Gene Ontology annotation, cellular component: nucleus. Lineage: Eukaryota; Fungi; Ascomycota; Eurotiomycetes; Eurotiales; Aspergillaceae. Gene Ontology annotation, biological process: DNA-templated transcription. The record is from RefSeq and is a predicted model, not a curated record. Gene Ontology annotation, molecular function: zinc ion binding; DNA binding. The coding region runs from base 1 to 1611 and encodes 536 amino acids. The transcript has 5 exons.
AUGGCUGGAAGCGAAUGGGCUAAAAUUGCGCAAAGACUCAUUCUGGAGGCCCUUGACUCGAUCACUAUUGAGAAGCUAAUGGCAUCUGUCCUACUUCACGACUAUGCAGUUCGCAUGGGAAACUUCGCCAAUGCAUUUAUGCUCAGUGGUCUUAUUACGAGGAUGACCCAAGCGUUACAGAUCAACCUAGAAUACAAUACAGACAUCCUCUGUCAGAAUAACGAUAUAGGUCCCUCUGUUACAGCAAGAGAGUCCCGGCGACGCUUAAUGUGGAGCUGCUAUAUUAUGGAUGCUCUUGUUGGAAGUGGAGUGGAUCAACUCACUUUGGUUGACGAGAAAGACAUGAAAAUCCAACUGCCAUGCAAUGAGCGAAAUUUCAUACAGCAGAUACCAUGUCUAACUGAGACACUGGAACCUGGAAAUUGGUUGAAAUUUAUUCCUGGCGAGCUUGAUAGUGAGACACUCAUGCCGAAUAUGGGAAUGAUGGCAUAUUUCAUCCGACACAUCCCUAUUCGCAAAAGAGUGCUCCGAUACAUCAAACAUCUUGACGAAGCAAUGGUUCCUUGGGCUGAAGAGUCCGAGUUUGCCAUUCUAGACAGGGACUGUCGCGCCUGGUAUGAGUCCUUACCAGCAAGCUUACAAUUCACCCCAAACGCGAUUUACAUUCGGAAGGAUUCAUCACAGCUUGGUGCCCUUUGUGUACUACACUGUGCACAUUAUCAAACUAUAUGUGAUCUGUACCGACUAGGAGCGCCAGCUCUGUAUAAACUACGCGCGGCGUUUGACUUUCCACCAGAACAACGAGGCUUUCUGAGGCACUUGCAGGAAGUCUUGUUCGAUGCUGCGAGGGCUCUAGCAACUAUCAUUGGUGAGAUAGCUCAUCAUGGGGCCCGAAUGUUAGCAGAUUCAUGGCUCCCAACAAUCACGUAUGAUAGCUGCCGCAUCAUGGUAUACCAUCUCACUCAAAUACUCGAUCCUCGAGCGGAGGAAACAAAGAUCCUCACGACGCAAACUCUGCCGCUUCUGAAGAGUAAUAUCGAUGCUCUGAAAUUAAUGGGAUCGCUUAGUGUGAUUGCCAAUUCUUUGUGCACCGCAGCAGAAACAAUGUUUGAUCGAUCUGGGAUUGGCUCCGAGGUCGUGGCUCAGAACAGUAUUCCUGAUGACCCAUACUCAACAGGCGAUGAAGAUGCGAGUGAGAGCCUCCCGGGAACACCAAUUCAAAGCGCUCCAGACUAUGUCCUGAACCCUCUAUCAAUCUACCGAAUGGCCCGCAAGUCAAUCCCAGAAAGACACGCUCCUGAAAAAGCAGCAACAUCUUCAGCACCUAAUAGUGCCAUACCUGAAUCAAAUCCAGAUCUCGACUGUCCAGCAAGUGGACCUCUCACCCAGGGUCCAGUGGGCGGAGGCUCGGGAGAGCUGGAAUUCGGACAAGCUAGCCUUGAAGAACUUCAGUCGCUUUUCAUGUCAGAUCUUGGAUGGACGUGGCAGCCAGCGGAUACUGCCGUUGGCUCUGGUAUUGAAGGGGCAGGGCUUCUGCCAUGGGCUGGAGGGUAUUCUGCUACGCAAGCAGAGCCCUGGCUGCCUAUUUUUCCAUUUCCCCAGCAAAAUUAG